GCUAUCAAAUAUCACAUCAGUCCGCUGUAAGAAGAGAGCUAGCCAUACAAACAGCACAGUCAGUUAAGUUAGGCAUGAUUUUAUAAGAGCCUUGGAAUGUAGAAUAGAAGUUUACCUUUCUGGACAGAAAACAAGACACAGAACGGGACGUUUCUUCAGGUCUUCAGUCGCUGUUACUCACUAUGACUGCCAGCAGUUACAUCCUGAUUACCUGCCUGACAGCUGUUGCUUACCUCACUAAUGAAGUCGAAUGCCAAGGCAAGUUAAAGCUGACUGUUCUUUCUGAAGACAGACUUCAAAUGAAAUGGAAAGAAGCUGAAGGAACUAUUCAGGGAUACAAAGUGAAAGUGAAGCCCUUAUCAGCCGAAACUGAACACGAAAUGAUGCUGAAAACCAACACAGCCAAAGCCACUGUAGCUGGCCUCAUUUCUACUCAAGAAUAUGCACUUCAGAUCUUUGUGUUAAAUGGAACACAGGAGCGUUUGUUAGCCAAACGAAAGUUUACUAUUGACAACUUGAGGGAAGAAUCGAAAAACAGAAGCGAAAAAAAAAAUGAAAGAAGAAGAACAGCCUCACGAGAGUCAGCAGUGGAGAAUACAACAGAGGCAGUGGAGUCUGCAAGCCCAGUGCUGUACGAAGACCCCCACAAACCAGCUAAGGCUCCAAGAAAUGAAACUGCUAGAAAAAGUUCAAAAGGCAGAAAGAAAAACCGAACGGGGACCGAAGCGCUGAAGAAAGUGGAGAAAAAGGAAGGCAAAACGGAGAGCGAAAGCAAGGAGAACACAAGCAAGAAGCUCCCUGUACAGGGUGAAGCAGGAGCAGGUAGCAAAACGGAGAGCGAGAGCAAGGAGAAAGCAAGGGAAACGCUCCCCGCACAGGGUGAAGCAAGAGCAGGUAAAGCCUCCGUGUGCCAAACAGCGGCUCCCGCAGACAUCGUUAUUCUCAUUGAUGGCUCAUGGAGUAUCGGUCGCACAAACUUCAAACGGGUUCGAGAGUUUUUAGAAAACUUGGUCAUGCCAUUCAAUAUUGCACAGGACAAAAUACGAAUAGCUUUGUCCCAGUAUAGCGGGGAUCCCCGAACAGAGUGGAAUCUCAACAAUCACACCAGCAAAGCUGAACUUCUACAGGCUGUUCGAACCUUCCGAUACAAGGGGGGCAACACCUUCACAGGUCUUGCUCUGACACACGUCCUUGAAGAGAAUCUGGCAGUGGAGUCGGGGGCGCGGCCAGGGCUCCCUCAGUUUGUGGUUCUGCUCACUGACGGUAAAUCCCAGGAUGACGCCAACGCUUCGGCUCAGAAUCUGAAGAACGCUGGUGUUGAAAUCAUUGCGGUCGGUGUGAAGAACGCAGAUGAAGCUGAGCUCAGACAGAUUGCCUCUGAGCCCAUUGAAGUGAAUGUGCACAAUGUGAAUGACUUCCCACUGUUAAGCCUGCUGGUGGACAGACUCGCCAGGAUCCUGUGUGGAAGAAUCGAAGAGAGGAGUAAGAGAGCGAUGAACAGACCCACACAGCUCUAUCCUGCUCCAACAAAUCUGCUUUUCUCUGAGCUGACAGCCAGGAGCUUCCGUUUGAGCUGGACCGCUCCCCCGGGGCCCGUCAACAAAUACAGGGUGGUCUAUCACAGUGCCAGCGGAGGCAGCCCGAGGGAGGUGGUGCUGAACGGGCUGGUCUCCAGCACUGUCCUGCAGGGGCUGUCCUCCCUCACAGAGUACCACGUCUCAGUGUUCCCUGUUUAUGAAAAGAGCGUUGGGAACGGACUGCGAGGAUCACAGACUACAUUGCCUCUGGCGCCCCCGCAGUCUCUCCAUAUAUACUCCUCAACUCACAACAGCCUGCGUGUCCGCUGGCAGCCAGCAGGGGGAGCCACGCAGUACCUGGUCCUGUAUUCCAUGCUGUCGGAGGGAGAACCAGAUGAUGGCAGAGAGGUGAAGUUUGAGCCGGAGCAGACAGACAUUGAGAUUGAAGGCUUGCAGCCCUCGACGGCGUAUUCUGUAACUGUGUACGCCCUGUAUGGGGAGGAGCCCAGUGAUCCUGUCACUGCAACAGGAACCACAUUGCCUCUGAAUCCUCCCAAAAGCCUGUAUUUCCCAGAGGUGAGCCACAGCAGUGUGCGAGUCAGCUGGGUCCCGGCUUCAGAGAGAGUGAGCCGACACCGCAUCACCUACAUCACAAACCGGGGCAGUGACGUCAAACAGGUAGAAGUUGUUGGCACAUCAUCAGUGCUUCUCCGAAACCUCUCGUCGCUGUCCAGCUACACUGUGACUGUCCACUCCAUGUACGAUGAGGGACUCUCCGCUCCAACAGAAGGCAACAUCACCACCUUGAAGGUCCCGUCUCCAUCCGAUUUCAAAGUGACAAACUUCUCUGGCAAGGUGCUUGUGCUGAAGUGGAAGAGUGCAGCUGAAGACGUCCUCUCCUAUCAGAUCAAGUGGAUCUCUCUCAGCGGAGGCAAGCUGAACGAGCUGACAGUGAGUGGAGAUGCAGAAUCGGCAGUGCUGGAGGCAGUGGAUGACAAUGCUGAGUACCAGAUCUCCCUGUCUGCCCUCUACAGUGAUGGAGCUCAAAGCGACGCAGUGGCAGCUCGUUACAGCACCUUUUCAAGAACUGCCCCAGUCAGUGUGGUAAUAGACAGUGAGACAGCAACAAGCCUUGUGGUGAAAUGGCAGCACCCUAAUGCCCAUGUGCAACAGUACAGGGUGGCCUACACAGCUUUGAGAGGAGAGCCAAGGGAGCACAUUAUAACAGUUCCAGCUAGAGACAGCAGUGUUCUACUGAAGUCCUUGGUCCCAGACACUCAAUACAGUGUCCUAGUAACAGCAGUCUAUGGCACAAGAGAAGGGGACAGCGAAUCUGCACAAGGAAAAACAUUGAAGCUGCGAGUGUCCAGUCUGAAUGUCUACAAGUCUGAUCACUCCAGUCUGUGUGCUGCAUGGAAGCUGAGCCCAGAUGCCACCAGUUACAGGAUUGUGUUGGAGUCUCUGAAAGACAGGAAGCCGGUGGAGCAGGUCCUGGAUGCAGGCUCUAAUAGUCAUUGCUUCACGGAGCUGCAGUCUGCAGUGAUGUAUCGGGUCAGUGUGUACGCACAGCUGCAAACUGCAGAGGGGCCUCCAGUCACUGUGCUGCACUCCACAAGCUCUGCUACAGCAAAACUACCGUCUUCUCCCAGAUUCAUCCCUAAGAACAAUGAAGUGUGUCCGGAAGUCAACAUGAGAAACAACCUCGUCAAAGGGUUUAACAUGAUGGAAGCAUUUGGACUGACCCAGGCUGAGUAUUCCUCCGUGGAGGGCGUGUCUGUGGAGCCCUUUGUCUUCAGCGACAUUCCCUCUUACACUGUUUACAAGGACGUGCAGCUUACACAGAGCACCAGUCUCAUACACCCUGCUGGGAUCCCACCAGAGCACACCAUUAGCUUUUUAAUAAGGCUCCUCCAAGACACGCCCAAGGAGCCGUUCGCAGUCUGGCAGAUCACAGAUGAGGACUUCCAGCCAAAAAUGGGAGUAGUGCUGGACUCUGGCAGGAAAACCCUCAAGUACUUCAACCAUGAUUACAGGCGAGCGACUCAGGAAGUGACCUUCGACCAGCCGGAGCUCAGGAAGGUGUUCUAUGGGAGUUUUCACAAGGUGCACGUGGUUGUAAGCCAGACCAGUGCUGUUCUUUACAUUGACUGCCAGCAGAUUGCUCAGAGCUCAGUGAAUCCAAUGGGAAACAUUCCCACUACAGGCUUCGAGAUGCUUGGCAAACUAGUGAAGACUAGGGGACCCAGGAGUGGAUCCGCACCAUUCCAGAUCCAGUCCUUUGAGAUUGUGUGCAGCACUUCCUGGGCUUCCCAAGAUGCCUGCUGUGACAUCCCAGCCCUGAGGGACGAGGAGAGCUGCCCCCCUCCAGCCCACGCCUGCACCUGUACCUCUGAUAUCAAGGGGGCGCCAGGACCCCCAGGACCCCCAGGUCCUCCCGGGCCAAGGGGCUCCAGAGGUGACAGUGGGGAACAAGGAGAGAAGGGAGAGCCCGGACCUCCAGGGAAGCCGGGGCCCGAUGGAAGGGGAGGUCCACUGGGGUCCCAGGGGCCAAGUGGAAUGGCUGUCCGGGGGCCUGAGGGCCCUCCUGGGAAGAAAGGAGAAAAAGGAGACAGUGGUAAACCAGGACUGCAGGGUCCCCCCGGCCCUCCAGGGCCUAAAGGAAGAGACGGAUUACCAGGCCCAAAGGGGAUCCGAGGAGUGGAAGGUGUGGCGGGCCCUGGGGGGCCCUCAGGACCAAGGGGAUUUCAAGGAAUGCCAGGGUCCCCAGGUGGAGGAGGGGACAGAGGACCGCCAGGCCCAGUUGGACCCAUAGGGCUCCCUGGUCACAAAGGAGAGCGAGGAGAAAAGGGUGAACCGCAAUCCUUAGCUACCAUUUAUCAACUUGUAACCCAGUCCUGUGAACAACUUGUCCAUACGCACGUGAUGAAGUUUGACUCCCUCCUUCAUGAAAUGCAGAACCCGGCCCCACUGAAGGAGGAGGUGGGGCCUAUAGGGGAGCCAGGCAUCCCGGGACCCACCGGCCCCAAAGGAAGGAGGGGGGCUCCGGGGAGAGCUGGGGCAGCAGGAGACCCCGGCAAGCCUGCAUACCCGGGAGAGCGAGGAAGACCAGGGCCAGUCGGUGAGAAAGGAACUCAAGGGCCCAACGUGCAAGGGCCCGGGGGGCCACCAGGGCCACCAGGUCCUCCAGGGGAAAUGAAGGUGGGGCCGAGGGGGCCAGAGGGAGUGCCUGGGCAGCCAGGAGCCCCGGGGCUGAAGGGGGCCGUGGGGACACCAGGAGAGAUGGGCCCCCCUGGGGGCUGUGACAGCAGCGGGUGUCAGAGGGGAGAACCACGAGGUGAUGCUUAUUUUGACUACUGAGCCUGAAACUCCACAAUGAGGUCCGAUGAAGCCUGAAACUCCACAAUGAGGUCUGAUGAAGCCUGAAACUCCACAAUGAGGUCUGAUGAAGCCUGAAACUCCACAAUGAGGUCUGAUGAAGCAGUGUUUAUGGAUUCACCUGCAAGUUCAGGGUUGACGUGUCGGUGGAGUCAAUUCGGGUCUUUGAAAAGGAGAGGGCUAAUCAGGGAAGACAGAGGGUUUCUAUGAACACAAACAGCACUGCUCAGACACAAUCAAAUCAAAUAAUAACCUGAUGAAAGAGAAAAACUAAGUGACAUGUGAAGUAGGCUGUCACAAGUGAAAGAUGAGGCUCUCCUCACCAUUGCAAUAACAGGUUUGGUGAUGCAUAUUGUUUUACUGUAGAACGCUUUUUCAAAAUCAUUGUCAUUCACUGUGUGUUCAUAUUAAGCAAAAAUAUUGUUUCAGUAAUGUAUGACUUCCUAAGUCACCUGUCAAUACAUGCUUGUCUUUUUUAAGCAGAGAAACUGUACAUUUAGCUUCCAAAGUCUUGGUUACAAUAGAUCAUCAGUUGCCUGGGUACCUGAAAUAGGUGUUUUUUCUUUCUUCCUUUGUCUGUGUCUGUCUUUCCUGUUUCUUCCUGUCUUCCUGUCUUUUCUUUCUCUCCUUUUGGCCCUGGUGCUGCAUUAAACAAUGGUUGUUUAGGAGGAAGAUGACCUGGGCACUACAGAGUUAAAGCUAGCCUCCAAAAGCUUUGCUGCCACUUCAGUUAGUAAAUUAUUAUGUCCAGAGGUUUCCCAUAUUUACUGACAGAGAUGUAAGAUUAAAUCCCCAAUUUCAAUGACUAUCAGUGAUAUCAGUUAUGAUAAUAAAGACAAUAUAUGAUUAAGAAUGGUAUAGACAACGAGCAGUAUAUGAAUUAAAAUAAAUGAAAUUAGAUAAAAGUAGCCAAUUUAAAGCAAAAAAAUUAUUUUCUAUUGUAUUACAUAAUAAAUACUAACGUAAUGUCCUGGAUAGCUGAAACCCACAACACUUACCAUGUACCAACAAAAUCCACACAAGCAUAGUCACACACACACACACACACACACACACAACCAUAGUCACACACACACACUCACACACAAGCUAGCUAAAUAACGUCCAGGUAAUAUGAAGAAUAUCAGUCAUACCUUGCGGUUAAAUGUAAUCCUAAAAGCACUGUAUUUUAAUAGCAUAUGUAGUACUGUUUGAUACUGUAUCAUAUAUGUUUUUAAUUUGAUGUAUUUCUGUUUCAGAAUUUAGUUUUAUCUAAGAAAAAAUAAAAUCAAAAUGUUGAACUUGUUAA
This is a messenger RNA of Acipenser ruthenus (sterlet), 6180 nucleotides long. Its product is annotated as collagen alpha-1(XIV) chain-like. The record is from RefSeq and is a predicted model, not a curated record. NCBI's taxonomy places the organism in Eukaryota, Metazoa, Chordata, Actinopteri, Acipenseriformes, Acipenseridae. The coding region runs from base 183 to 4874 and encodes 1563 amino acids. The transcript has 42 exons. Gene Ontology annotation, molecular function: protein binding.